Messenger RNA from Magallana angulata, 663 nucleotides. RefSeq names its product plancitoxin-1-like. Bases 85 to 663 code for a protein of 192 amino acids. The transcript has 4 exons. Gene Ontology annotation, molecular function: deoxyribonuclease II activity. The record is from RefSeq and is a predicted model, not a curated record. Gene Ontology annotation, biological process: apoptotic DNA fragmentation. Lineage: Eukaryota; Metazoa; Mollusca; Bivalvia; Ostreida; Ostreidae.
CGUUAUUCAAGUACUCUCGAUAUAGUUUCUUUGCCAACAAUAGCAGCCCAUAUCAUCGGGGAAGUAUAUUACAGUAGUUUUGUAAUGAUACUUUCAAUAACCUUUGCAUAUUGUAGUAAGAUGACACGUCUUUCAAAGUUGAUAGUGUUUCUUGGUUAUUUAAGAUACAUACAAGGAUCAGCAUCGUGCAAGUCUUCGGAUGGAAAAGAAGUUGACUGGUUCAUCAUCUACAAAGUACCAAAGUUAACAAGUGAUGGGUAUCCUAUUAAAACAAGUGGAACCGAGUUUUUCUACAUGGAUACUGCUUCGCCAUCGUUUUCCUUCUCACAAAAAGAUAUCACAAAAAGUAUCGAAAACCCUUUAUAUGAGACGCUGAAGGCACUAUACGAUCAGUCUCCAGAUAUCGUAACUUAUGCAAUGUAUAAUGACCAACCACCACCCACAGUUAAAGCUGCCGAUGGUAGACACGCCCACUCCAAAGGUGUUUUGGCGUUUGACAAGACUAAGGGAUUUUGGAUUGUCUCAAGUGUACCGAGGUUUCCAUCUCCCGUUGCGAAAGGUUUCAUGUUUUCGGAUUCGCAAACAAAAUUUGGACAAAGUAUACUCUGUGUCACUGUUGCAAAAACAGUUAAGAAUAUUUUGAGUACGUUGACAAAAUUUUAA